CGAAUAACAGAUAAGAUACCCAACGUCCAAACCCUCUAUGAGCGCCAACCAUCCCGAGAACGCAGUAGUUGGCGCGGUCACUCGUGACGGUCCACCGACUCAGUGGACAGGAACCGCCCGCCUAGUCAAGGGAUGCCAUGGAUGCGACAAAGCUUACCAGUCUCAACAGAAGUCGCUUCAACGCUGCUCACGCUGUAACAAGGCCCUAUAUUGCAGCCGAGAAUGCCAGAUAGAUGAUUGGCCUGAGCACAAGACGAAAUGCAAACUGAAUGCGAAGAUGAAUGAAGAGGCCAAGAAUAGUCCUGACGGUGGGCGAGCAUGGAACGAAUUCGAUGAAUGGGUCUCGUGUCACAAGAGGGUGUUCGCGCUCGUGUUCCAACACGCCCUCAAGCUCGAUACAGAUCCGGAUGCAUACAAGUCUAAAGCCCUAGCCGUAAAGCUCGAGCCGAAGGCCGAUAGCGCUAGUUACCCACUACGCGAAAGGUACAAUGUUGCCUCGGCUGAGGUAGCAGACCUUCACGAACUUCGCGAGGCCGUAGUUGCAGUACUUGGGGACAGACUCGAGACUCUAGACCAGCCUAUGGCGAAUGGUGAACGGUUUGGCGCCAUCGUUAUUUCCUCCCGCUAUGAUUAUUUCCACUUUCAACAUGCGUACCUCAGUCCACCUGAGGAAAUUAAGGCAGCGCUGCGAGAGGCUGCUUUACCGGAGGACUGGGUCUCUUGGCUGGACAGGGCCGUCAAUGAGAAUUUUGAAGCCAGGCUCAAGGGUCCCAAACCGGGUAAGGUACGAAGACGCCAACGGAGACGCCAACGGUGAUUUCAGCGAGUGGUCCCCCCCUUCCUCCAUUCAUCUGAACCCCGUACGGCUAUUGCCUUUGUACAUCAUUUACUCGUUGACGUUAGUAGUGUACUGAGAUCAGUCUUACCCGCGAUGCGCUCGCUCUUACCCAAUGCUGGUAAUGACGAGUGCGCGUAAUAUACCUUGUUGUAUUGUCUGAAGCUAAAUUAAUUAUUAUCUAUAAC
Messenger RNA from Coniophora puteana RWD-64-598 SS2, 1023 nucleotides. RefSeq lists its product as uncharacterized. NCBI's taxonomy places the organism in Eukaryota, Fungi, Basidiomycota, Agaricomycetes, Boletales, Coniophoraceae. Bases 38 to 817 code for a protein of 259 amino acids. The transcript is spliced from 6 exons. The record is from RefSeq and is a predicted model, not a curated record.